Molecule: messenger RNA, 4266 nt
Organism: Triplophysa rosa
Lineage: Eukaryota; Metazoa; Chordata; Actinopteri; Cypriniformes; Nemacheilidae
Gene: lrrc8aa
Product: leucine rich repeat containing 8 VRAC subunit Aa
Exons: 7
Coding region: 145-2529 (794 amino acids)
Molecular function (GO): protein binding
Source: RefSeq, a predicted model, not a curated record
UCUUAUGCGCGUUCCUCAACUCCUUCUCUUAUCGCAGGAGAGUGAGGCACUGCCGCUGUGGAUCGUGGACCGGAGGGGAGAAAUGUGUCAGUUAUGCGCCACACAAGCCAGAGAUCGAUACAGUAACAGAGCCGGUGAGCUGUCAUGAUUCCCAUCACUGAGCUGCGGUACUUUGCUGACACGCAACCUGCGUACCGCAUUCUGAAGCCAUGGUGGGACGUGUUCACAGACUACAUCUCCAUCGUCAUGCUGAUGAUCGCCGUGUUCGGAGGCACGCUGCAGGUCACGCAGGACAAGAUGAUUUGCCUCCCGUGCAAAUGGGUGGUAAACGACACCUGCGACCAGAACAACGUCAGCGUGUCUCUCAACUCUGAACCCAAAGGCAUCAAGUAUGACCUCGACCGGCACCAGUACAACUACGUGGACGCCGUGUGUUACGAGAACGUGCUCCACUGGUUCGCGAAGUACUUCCCGUAUUUGGUGUUGCUGCACACGCUGAUUUUUCUGGCGUGCAGUAACUUCUGGUUCAAGUUUCCGCGGACCAGCUCGAAGCUGGAGCACUUCGUGUCCAUUCUGCUGAAGUGCUUCGACUCCCCGUGGACGACGCGGGCGCUGUCCGAAACCGUGGCGGAGGAGAGCGACUCGAAGCCGGCCGGAAAGGUGAACGGGUCCAUGGAUAAAAAGGCCUCCAGCGUGAGCGACCAGGAUGUGGAAGCGAGCGUUCCCAUGCUGCAGAGGACCAAGUCUCGGAUCGAGCAGGGGAUCGUGGACCGAUCGGAAACGGGCGUCCUGGACAAGAAGGAGGGCGAGCAGGCCAAGGCUUUGUUUGAAAAGGUGAAAAAGUUUCGUGUCCAUGUAGAAGAGGGCGACAUCGUCCACCGCCUUUACAUUCGUCAGGUGAUCAUCAAAGUCUUCCAGUUCAUCAUCAUCAUCUGCUACACCAUCUAUUACGUUCACAAGAUUCAGUUCAAAGUCGAGUGUAAGGUCAACAUCCAGAAGCUGACGGGUUACAGAAUGUACCGCUGCGCCCAUCCGCUGGCCACGCUCUUCAAGAUCCUGGCCUCUUUCUACAUCAGUCUGGUGGUGGUGUACGGCCUCAUAUGCAUGUACACGCUCUACUGGAUCGUCAGCCGCUCGCUGAAACGCUACUCCUUCGAGUCCAUCCGCGAGGAGAGCAGCUACAGCGACAUUCCGGACGUGAAGAACGACUUCGCCUUCAUGCUGCACAUGAUCGACCAGUACGACCCGCUGUACUCCAAGAGGUUCGCCGUGUUCCUGUCGGAGGUCAGCGAGAACAAACUGAGACAGCUGAACCUGAACAACGAGUGGACGCUGGAGAAACUCCGACAGAGGAUCACCAAGAACUCGCAGGAGAAGCUGGAGCUUCAUCUCUUCAUGCUGAGCGGGAUUCCAGACACCGUGUUCGACCUGGUGGAGCUCGAGGUGCUGAAAUUGGAGCUCAUCCCUGACGUGACAAUCCCACCCAUCAUCGCUCAACUGUCUAACAUGAGUGAGCUGUGGCUUUAUCACACACCGGCCAGAAUCGAAGCUCCUGCGCUGGCCUUCCUCCGAGAGCACCUCAAAUCCCUCCACAUCAAGUUCACAGACAUUAAAGAGAUUCCUCUGUGGAUCUACAGCCUGAAGAACCUCGGCGAGCUUCAUCUCACCGGAAACCUCAGCGCGGAGAACAACCGCUUCAUCAUCAUCGACGGCCUGCGGGAGCUCAAGAGACUCAAAGUUCUGCGGCUGAAGAGCAACCUGACCAAACUGCCUCAGGUGGUGACGGAUGUCGGGGUGCAUUUGCAGAAGCUGUCCAUCAACAACGAAGGGACCAAACUGAUGGUUCUGAACAGUCUGAAGAAGAUGGUGAACCUGACGGAGCUGGAGCUGGUGCGCUGUGAUCUGGAGAGGAUUCCUCACUCUAUAUUCAGUCUGCACAAUCUACAGGAGAUUGACCUGAAGGACAACAACUUAAAGACCAUCGAGGAGAUCAUCAGCUUCCAGCAUCUUCACAGACUGGUGUGCCUCAAACUCUGGUACAACCAAAUCGCCUACAUCCCCAUCCAGAUCGGCACGCUCACCAACCUGGAGCGACUCUACCUGAACAGAAACAAGAUCGAGAAGAUUCCCGCGCAGCUCUUCUUCUGCAGGAAACUUCGCUACCUGGACCUAAGCCAUAAUAACCUGACCAGCAUCCCUCCAGACAUCGGCUUCCUGCAGAACCUGCAGUCCUUCGCUGUUACCGCUAACAGAAUUGAGAUGUUGCCACCUGAACUCUUUCAGUGUAAGAAGCUGCGGACGCUCAAUCUUGGGAAUAACUGCCUUACGACGCUGCCGUCUCGAUUCGGAGAGCUGACGGGCCUGACGCAGCUGGAGCUCCGUGGGAACCGUCUGGAGGGUCUGCCGGUGGAGCUGUCCGAAUGUCGCCUUCUGAAACGCUCGGGGCUCAUCGUGGAGGAAGAUCUCUUCAACACGUUACCGCCCGAGGUCAAGGAGCAGCUGUGGAGAAGCGAUAAAGAACAAGCCUGAGAGAGACGGACGGAGGAUAAGCUCUUUACAAAAUAUCUUUUGCUGAGAGAGAAAACAUCAGAUUCUCAUCCGACAUGAAAAGAGGGCGUAUGAAGGGAUGCUGUGGACCUGUACUGCCCUCUACAGGCCCGGAGGCGCAUGCGAAUAGACAACACCGAUGCCAACAUGAUGAACACGUGUUUGGAAGUGCCUGGGUUUCAGCAGUGGCAUUAUGGGACGUGUGGAUAUAAGCAAUAUGUUGUUUGUGUAUUAUGAGUGCUUGUGUCCAGUCGUGAAAGAGACCAAUUCAGAGGACGAAUGUGCCAGUUAGUGACGUAAAACAAGAUCUUUACCAACUUGGGUUGUUUCGCAAGCCCAUAUCAACUUCAGAAAUAAAUGCCAUGUACACAAUCUAUCAGAUAUAUAUGUACUUUACGAAGAGACAAAACUGAGAACUCUUAAAAAUGAUAUACUCCUUAAACUCUUAAAAAUGGCAAAAACAAAAACGCCUUGUUUCGUCCUCUCGCCAUCUUUCGAAGAUGUUGCGUGUGUUUGGAUAUGAAGACCCGGAUGUUGCACCCUGUUGGUCGACUUCUGAAAGGAAAAGAUGAAUCCGUGUUCUGAUGAUGACUGUUGUAGUUGUGUUCCCGCACUAAGAUGGCCUUACUCUCCUGAGCGUAACGCUGGAGUUCAUUUCAAAUUUUACGUUUUAUCUUUAUAAGUUUUAUAAUUUUACAAAAAAACAAAAAACAAAAAGAGAGCACGGACGAACUGUUUCGGUGUUUGCAGGUAAAGCAAUCACGUGUUAGCGUUUCUGUUUUUACGUGUUCGUAUGGUUUAUUUUAUGAUUUUAUUUGAAUUUUUAUGUGCUGAAUAUGAAUGUACACGAUACGGCUUUAAAUAUAAACCAAGUAAGGAUUUCUGAGAAACACUAAAAAAUGUUCUUUCAUGAAUUUCUUGGUUGAUACACAGUUCAGAGGAAACUGUUUCUUAAGAUUUUUCAAUUGAAAAGGAUGGCUAAACGCAAGGAUUGAAGCGCAUGUAUGGAAAAUGUAGGAAUUUACCGCAGCGUAUGAUCGGCCAAGUGUGAGAUGUUCUUGGAUCAAGAACGUUGCUGAAUUCAACCAAUCAGAUUUGAGAAGUAGUUGAUGUGACGUUUAGGGUCAGGUGCUUCUACAUUACUGUUAUUCGUGUUUGCUUUCUAAAUGAGAUCAUUUAUGGUUGGGUUUAGGUUUUUUCUAAAAAAAUGUUCCUUGGUCAAGAAACUGUUGAAACAAGAACAUCUCAGCUGGAAAAUUGCAUUAGACGCAGAGUAUUAAACCAUUAUUUUUAAUCAGGGAAAUAUCACAUCAUAACGGUACAGGAACAAACAAUGUUUAGUACAUGGGAAAACAAUAAGCUACAUACAUUUUCCUCAACAUAGGCUACACUCCCAAGACAAACACUCCCUGCUGCAGCCGGUCUUCGAGUUAAUGUGCUGAACACAGGAGCUCUUCUGUUACCAUGAGGAAAGGUGCCACGCCACAUAAAAGCCCCAUUCAUUCUCUCUCUCUCCAUUAAAAAGUCAGCUCGUGGUCAAUUCAACCAGGUUGUAAUUACACUAAAACACUCUUCUAACUUUGUAAAUGCUUUAAGCUGCCUCACAUACUGUAUACAUAAAGAUAAAACUGCAUCUCUUCUGCACAGCCAUCAUAAAGUAAAAAUGACAGGCAGGUGUGAAUAGAGAUGCACCGUUCUGUGACGUCAGAACAAAUAAAG